AUGCAGCCACUGGUAGCCGCCGUAGUAAUAGGCCAGCGGGUCGUCCUUGGGCCCGUCCACCUUCGACGGCAAGGCCGAAUUCUCCGUCUCGAAGGAAGGCGCCCGCUUCGAAUUCAAAGCGCCGGGCUCCGGCUUGUCCUCAGUCGGCCCAUCCUUCGGAUCGGCGCCGCCGAUCUCGAGGUUUGGGUGCUGCAAAAGCACCAAAGAGGCCUGCUUGAGCAGCCGCUCAUUCGCCUCGUCCUCGGGGGAAACAUGCGGGUCGACGGCGUCGUCGGCGGGCCGGCCCGAUACGCGGCGCGCCUCCACGGACUCCUGGUACUCGGACAACAUCGUCUUCACGAGGUCGAGAUGGGCGUCGAGGAAGGCCGCGCAGUCCGCGUCGUGGGUGUUCAUGUUCAAAAACAACAGCACAUGCAGGGCUUGGUCGUGAAAAAACUCACAGCCGAGCAUGCACUCGAUUAA
This is a messenger RNA of Phytomonas sp. Hart1, 462 nucleotides long. The record is from the annotation of a GenBank genome assembly. Lineage: Eukaryota; Euglenozoa; Kinetoplastea; Trypanosomatida; Trypanosomatidae.